UUCCCACUUUCUCCUUUUUUUCAGGAAUGAGCUACCAUUCACCAACUGUGUCUGUUGCACAAUGGAUGUCCGCUCUGUCUGCCUAAUUGCCCAAACCAAAACAAACUGUAACAGAUCUAGUCUAUUCAGAGGAUAGCAAUAGGCCCUCACUCCACCCUCUCCCUUAACGUUACACGUCAGUGUAGAGCAGUGCAGAUUCUCUCUCUGGUGUCUGGGUUGCUUUGAUUUGCUGGUUUAGCGAAGGGGUGAAGGUAGGUCUGAGGCAGAAAACAGAAUUAGAAACUCUAGUACCUCAAUUUUCUGGGGAUUAAAAUAUCCAGUGUGCUGCUGCUUCUUAAUUUAUUUAUACAUAUUUGGUUCUCUUACCUGUAAGAUUGUGAAUCCCCCCCCCCCCCCCCCCAAAAAUAACUUGAAAACCAUCUACACACAAUGGUGUCGACAACUCUGGCCACAGUAACGAUUUUGACCACCCUUGCCGCUCAAGUGGCUCUGACAGAUUAUCUAUGGCUCCUAAUUGUAGGUUUCAUAAUAGCAUUUAUUCUGGCCUUUUCGGUGGGUGCUAAUGACGUUGCCAACUCGUUUGGUACGGCAGUGGGAUCAGGUGUAGUUACGUUAAGGCAGGCCUGUAUUCUUGCUACUGUCUUUGAGACACUGGGCUCUGUGCUGCUUGGUGCCAAGGUCAGCGAAACUAUCCGCAAUGGCAUAAUCGAUGUGACUAUGUACAACGGCACAGAGCAUGUGUUGAUGGCUGGAUCAGUCAGCGCUAUGUUUGGCUCUGCUGUUUGGCAGUUAUUUGCUUCUUUUCUGAAGCUUCCUAUUUCUGGGACCCAUUGCAUUGUGGGAGCUACCAUUGGCUUUUCACUGGUCGCCAAAGGUCAGCAGGGCGUCAAAUGGAUGGAGCUUCUUAGAAUUGUUGCAUCCUGGUUCCUCUCACCUAUCCUCUCUGGCAUUAUGUCUGCCAUUCUUUUCUACUUUGUUCGCAUGUUCAUCCUGAAAAAGAAAGAUCCAGUGCCCAAUGGUCUGAGGGCCCUGCCUUUCUUUUAUGCUGUUACGAUGGGAAUCAACCUGUUCUCCAUUAUGUUUACUGGAGCACCGAUGCUGGGCUUUGAUAAGCUGCCCUGGUGGGGAGUUCUGCUCAUUUCCAUCGGCUUGGCCCUGAUCAUAGGUAUCAUCGUUUGGUUUGUUGUCUGCCCACGGCUCAAGAAGAAGAUCGAAUGUAAACUAAAGUCUUCGAGUCCCACCGAGAGUCCUCUGAUGGAGAAGAGGGAGCUGCAUGAAGUUCACAGUCCCAUCCUGAAACCUGUCCCUGAGGAGUCCAGUGCCAUGCCCUCUAUCACCCCCUUGGCCCCUCCUCUUUCUGAGGAGCGCAGGGUCACCUUUGACAUUGGCGAUUCUGAUGACGCUGAUCAGAAGGACUGCAGAGAGUCAGAGAUGGACAGUGCAGCUCCAAAGAAUGCCCAUGUUCAUUUCACCAAUGGCCCCGCUCACAUUCCUAGCAAUGGUUACUCUCAGUACCACACAGUUCACAAGGAUUCUGGCCUCUACAAGGACCUGCUGCACAAACUUCAUCUGGCAAAAGUGGGAGACUGCAUGGGGGAGGGUGCCGACCGGCCCAUUCGCCGCAACAACAGCUACACUUCCUACACCAUGGCCAUCAUCGGCAUGCAUGGAGACUACAAGCCCAAAGAAUCUGAAUUCCGUGCUUCUGAAGAUGGAGACAAGGAAAAAGCCAAUGCUCAGGAGAGGAAGCGCAUCCGCAUGGACAGCUACACGAGUUACUGCAACGCGGUGGCAGAGAAUGGUGCACCUGAAGGUCUCUGUGAUAGUGAGGUUGCUUUGGAGAUUGCCAAUGAUGAUGCUGGUAGCAGCCAUAGUUCUUUGGAGGAGGAUAGAUCCGAUGCUGACAGACCUGAAGUGUCAAUGCUCUUCCAGUUCCUGCAAAUUCUCACCGCCUGUUUUGGUUCCUUUGCUCACGGAGGAAAUGAUGUUAGUAACGCAAUUGGUCCCCUGGUUGCCCUUUGGCUGGUCUAUGAGAGUGGGUCCGUUAUAUCACAUGGACCAACUCCAAUCUGGUUGCUACUGUAUGGAGGAGUGGGCAUCUGUGUCGGUUUGUGGGUCUGGGGCCGUAGAGUCAUCCAAACCAUGGGCAAGGACCUGACCCCCAUCACCCCGUCUAGUGGUUUCAGCAUCGAGCUCGCCUCAGCUGUCACUGUUGUGGUUGCUUCCAACAUUGGUCUUCCAGUUUCCACCACUCACUGCAAGGUCGGGUCAGUGGUGGCUGUCGGUUGGAUGCGCUCCAGGAAGGCUGUGGACUGGCGACUGUUCAGAAACAUCUUCUUGGCCUGGUUUGUCACUGUGCCCAUAUCUGGCCUUAUCAGCGCGGCCAUCAUGGCCCUGUUCAUCUACGUCAUUCUGUGAGGCCUUGAAAGUCCACUCUGCCUCCCUCUCUGCUCACGAGGAGCCCCCACCCUGCAUCCAGGAUCCCUAGAGAGAGGUGGAGGGCAUAUGUCAACCUUCUCUGUCUCUCUCUACCUUCCCCCCUCCAUCAUUCUCGUGAUGAGUGGGGAUGAAAAAGGCCCCUUUCGAUAGAGCCUGUGAUUCUUGGCUGCAUUAUUUUUUAGCCUGUAUUGAUGAUUUGUGUGCAUUGCACCAGGUCACAUACCAUAGGCCACAGAAGAAAAAAUCUUCAAAACUAAAAUGGUUGCCAUUUAAAUUCCCUCUUGUACAUAUGUCAAAUCACCUUGUUUUUAUUUAAUUAUGUACAGAACUAAAGUUUUUUUUUUUUGUUAUUAAGGUAAAUGAACAAUUACAAUGCAGUAUUAGCCUUCAUUUAACACGUAUUUUUCAUUACUUUCAAAAUUUGAGUUCCUUAGAGAAGCUGUGUUUUGGUGCGAAGAAUCGGGGGAAGAGGAAUUGAGUUGCAUUUUCCUUCUCUUAUGUAUUCAGUAUGUUAAUUUUCCACUUUUUCUCAAACAGGCCUGACUAAACUCAAAUAGAGCCUUAUGACAGCCACAUUUUUAGCAGAGUCUUGUGAGGGUUGAUUAGCAAAGUAAAUUGGUUGCUCACAUCAUGUUCCUUAAUACAA
Messenger RNA from Carassius carassius (crucian carp), 3085 nucleotides. Its product is annotated as sodium-dependent phosphate transporter 1-B. The record is from RefSeq and is a predicted model, not a curated record. Gene Ontology annotation, biological process: phosphate ion transmembrane transport. Gene Ontology annotation, cellular component: membrane. The transcript has 10 exons. NCBI's taxonomy places the organism in Eukaryota, Metazoa, Chordata, Actinopteri, Cypriniformes, Cyprinidae. Bases 430 to 2418 code for a protein of 662 amino acids. Gene Ontology annotation, molecular function: phosphate transmembrane transporter activity.